Lactuca saligna is the source of this 1846-nucleotide messenger RNA. Lineage: Eukaryota; Viridiplantae; Streptophyta; Magnoliopsida; Asterales; Asteraceae. The record is from the annotation of a GenBank genome assembly.
CUAUAAUUACUAUUUGUAUUCUUUCAUUUAGCGAACUUGCAAGUUGGCAUGCAGUUGCCAUGGAACUUCCUUCCUUCAAUUACUUUAAAUUCAAAACUUCCAAACUUAUGUCAUAUUAUAAAUACCCUUACACGAUAUAAAUCACCUCAUCAACUUCGCACCAUAAAACUCAUUAUUAGUUCUCUAUCUGUUUUAUCAUGUCGACAGAACCUCAAUCACCUUUGCAACCACCAAGAUAUCGAAACCUAAUCACCAUUCUUAGUAUCGAUGGAGGUGGAGUACGAGGCAUCAUUCCAAGUGUCAUCCUUGAAUUUUUGGAAACUGAGCUACAGAAAUUAGACGGUAAGAAUGCACGACUGGCAGAUUAUUUUGAUGUGAUAGCCGGGACAAGCACUGGUGGUCUGGUGACGGCUAUGUUAGCUACUCCCGGUGUAGAUAAUCGACCAAUUUUUGCAGCUAAGGAUAUUAAAGAUUUUUAUCUUCAUCAUUGUCCUAAAAUCUUUCCACCACGUGAUAGCAGACACCGUCGGUUCAGUGCUUUAAAAAAAGCGACCAACGCUCUAUGUGGACCAAAAUAUGAUGGUGAACACCUACAUAAAGUUAUUCGAGAAACACUAAAAGAAAAACAAAUUCACGAAACGUUAACAAAUGUCGUGAUUCCAACGUUUGACAUAAAAUGUUUGCAGCCUAUGAUCUUCUCAAGCUUCCAGAGGCCCAAUGCCAAGUUAUCCCCCAAGUUAUCCGAUAUAUGCAUUGGAACAUCAGCUGCCCCAACUUAUCUUCCUUCAUAUAAAUUCCAUACAAAAGAAUAUGAAGGAAAAACUAAAGAAUUCAAUCUUAUCGAUGGUGGAAUAGCAGCCAACAAUCCGACUUUGGUUGCCAUAAGCGAAGUAACAAAUGAAAUAAAUAGAGGCAAUUCAAACUUUGACCCAAUAAAUGCAACAGAAUAUGGAAGAUUUCUAGUAUUGUCAUUGGGCACUGGGUCACCAGAUGUUCAAGAAAAGUAUGAUGCUACUAAGUCAUCAAGAUGGGGGGUUUUGGGGUGGCUGAAGAGUGGUGACUCAAUCCCAUUGGUGGAGGUAUUUACUCAGGCGAGUGACGAUAUGGUUGACUAUCAUAUCUAUAGUGUCUUUCAAGCCCUUCAUUCACAAGAUAAAUAUCUUCGUAUUCAGGAUGACAGUUUAAGCGGGGAUUUAAUUUCUUUGGAUUUGGCAACACAAGAAAACUUACAAAAUCUUGUGAAAGUGGGACAAAAAUUGUUGAAAACCCCAGUGAAGAGAGUGAACUUGGACACGGGCAAACAUGAGCCUGACCCUUCUUACGAUAUCACCAACGAGACGGCAUUAAUAAAUCUUGCGAAAACACUCCACCAGGAGAAGAAGAAACGUGAACAAAGAUCACCUAUCUACUAAUAGAGGAAGAAUUACACAAGACGAGUCGGUGAAAGAACAAAUUGCAAUUUCACAAAAAACACCAACGCUCUCAAAGGCAAUUGAUCACUCUAGUUAAAAUUUAUAUGAGCCCAACCCAAACUAAGAUUUUCUUUCUUGUUUAUGGAUUUACAUGGUUUAUUCUAAAUGAAGUUCGUAGUUAUGUUGUUUAGUUGAAAAUUUAAUUAAUCGAUGUAAUACUUUCAGUUUUCUACUAAUUCAAGCAUAUAAAUAAUAAAUUAAAACCACUUGGUGUAUUUCCUAAAUAGAAAAUGUACAAUAAACGAGGGGUAUGAUCAAACCAAUUAAAUUGAUGAUUGUUGGUUAAUUGAUUUUGAUCCAUAGGUUUAAUAUGAAAUUCUCUAUCUUUUUAGGAAAGUUUAUUUUUAUGUGUUUCAUUUGUGUUUGAGUAUGAC